GGCGGUGAAAGCUCAGCGCCCGGCGCUCCCGGAAGUUGUUACGCAAUCGUUUCUGGGGCAGGGUGAGGUGGAGGAAGAUUCCCAAUGGGUCGUAGCCGCAGCCGUUCUCCAAGGAGGGAGCGCAGGCGGUCCCGGUCCACGUCUCGUGAGAGAGAACGCAGGCGCCGAGAAAGGUCCAGGUCCCGGGAGAGAGAUCGUCGAAGGAGCCGCUCUCGAUCUCCGCACAGAAGACGCUCCAGAUCCCCAAGACGGCAUAGAUCCACAUCUCCUUCCCCUUCUCGACUAAAAGAAAGAAGAGAUGAGGAAAAGAAAGAAACAAAAGAAACAAAGAGCAAAGAACGUCAGAUUACUGAGGAAGACUUAGAGGGCAAAACAGAGGAAGAAAUCGAAAUGAUGAAGUUAAUGGGAUUUGCCUCUUUUGACUCCACAAAAGGGAAAAAGGUGGACGGCUCUGUAAAUGCCUAUGCCAUAAAUGUGUCUCAGAAGAGGAAGUACAGGCAGUAUAUGAAUCGAAAAGGCGGAUUCAACAGACCUUUGGAUUUCAUUGCAUGAGAACUAAAAUGUUAAAGAAUGGGUUUUUUUUCCUCAUCUUGCUCAGAAGAGUGGAUUUUGUAUUUCGUAUUUAAUAUUCAUAAAAAAACAUGAUCACAGUCUUUACUCCCUGUAAAAGUAAGAAAAUGUUAUUUAUGAUGUGUGCAUUUCACUUACCCUGACUCAAAAAAAGAAAGGUUAAUAUUUUUUCCUUUUAGGAAAUGUCAUUUGGGGCAAUCAUCAACCCCAGUUUUUUGUUUUUAUUGUUGUGGAAGCUGUGUAUGUUUUCUUCUUGGAUGCUCGUUAGGACUUUUGAAAACACAUAAAAGUAAUUUGGAUGUAAGUUUCUCAAAUAAAGCAAUACUUCUACCCUUUUGUAUUUGAUAAAUAUUUUUAUUACUAAAUAAAAUUAUCCCCCUACACAUUUUUUUUCCUACAUAGAUUUAUAUUUCAUUAGUAAUUUAAAAAUAACUAGAUUUUUGUAUCUUCUGUGGUUCUUUCCCCAACUAUUUACCCCAUUUAUUACCUUUCCCCCAGUUAUUAUUUCCUUCAUUUAUUUUUUCCCCUUUUCAAAAGCAGUACAUGCUUAUUAUAUAAAAACUUAGAAGAAACCAAAAACUAAACAGAAAGGCAAAAAUCGCCUAUAAUCUACCCCCAGAAAAAUCAAUAUUUUGGUAUAUGUCUUUCCAGCCUCUAUGGUGUAUAUUUAUUGACACCACCCAUGAUAGUGGAAUUUAUAUGCUGUUCUCUUGCUAAUCUUUUUUCUCCCAUGUACUGUGAACAUUUUUUAAUAUUCUUAGAUGUUCUUUAGAAACUUUUAGUAGCUACUUGGUUGUAUAAUAAUUUAUUAACUAAUCUUUUAUUAGUAAACAUUGGCUUCCCUCCCAUGACUUGCUGUUUUAAUUAAAACUGAGUAGUAUCCCUGUUACAUAUA
Molecule: messenger RNA, 1465 nt
Organism: Leopardus geoffroyi (Geoffroy's cat)
Lineage: Eukaryota; Metazoa; Chordata; Mammalia; Carnivora; Felidae
Gene: SNRNP27
Product: small nuclear ribonucleoprotein U4/U6.U5 subunit 27
Exons: 6
Coding region: 85-552 (155 amino acids)
Biological process (GO): RNA splicing
Cellular component (GO): precatalytic spliceosome
Source: RefSeq, a predicted model, not a curated record